AUGCUCAGACCACUUUGCAUUGGUGCUUUUUUUGCAUUGUACACGGUGACCGCUCAUAUUGUUGUUGUCAGUUGUCCGCCGGGUUGGCUUCUAGAUGUCAGGUUUAAGAGCUGUUAUAAGGUGAUCAUUGGUGGAUUCACCUUUACACAGGGUGUCUCUAAAUGCAAGGAAAUCAACGGAACGCUUGCCUCGAUUCACUCUUACGAAGAAGACAUGUUGAUUAAUGAAAUCUCUUGUCAGCACAAAGCGAUUGGAAAUGGCCAGACGUUGAUUGGUGGACAGAGGACGGGAUCAAACCCAGGGGACUGGAAAUGGAUUGACAAUACCCCAUGGGAUUACACCAAUUGGGUGCCUGUCGGCCCGAAUAAUGAUGGCGGGCAGAGUUGUAUACAAGUGCUCAGCUCUCCCUUUGGCCUCAACGUCCCGUGGUGGUAUCAAUACCAGAAAUGGGAUGAUCUCCAGUGUACUUUCAGCUUUCAAACGGCAAUCUGCAAACGGCCAUACAUCAUUGGAACUCCAACCACCAAAGCUACAACCAAGUCUCAAACAACUAAGGCUUCAAUGUCAACAGUGCCAUCAAUUUAUCCCGGAAUGCCUUGUCAACAACAAGCUGGUGCUGCUAACUAUCGAGCUGAUCCAACUUCUUGUAAUUAUUUCUACCAGUGUGCUCCCGCUGGCUGGACCCGUAUGCCUUGUGGUCCUGGUACUGUAUGGAAUCCGAAUCUCACUGUUUGUGAUUGGCCCUACAAUGUCCCGGGCUGUGAAAAUAGCGGA
Molecule: messenger RNA, 774 nt
Organism: Mesorhabditis belari
Lineage: Eukaryota; Metazoa; Nematoda; Chromadorea; Rhabditida; Rhabditidae
Source: the annotation of a GenBank genome assembly